CAGACAGUGACAGACCAUGACCGAUUUUGACAUUACGUAACAGGAUUUCUAGGGCUUACAUAAAAAUCAGCGUAAAAUUUGUUAAAAAUGGGUCUACAUUUUGGUGAACUUGCGAAAAUCCGUGGAAUCAUUUCAUACAAGAUUUCACCUCACGAACAAAGGGCUUAUGCAGGAGCUAUUUCCAAUGGAAUACCCAAUAUCUUCCGGAGAUUUCGUGAAAAGGUUUUCAUAGUUGCUCCACCUUUCAUCGUUGGAUAUUUGGUUUAUGAAGCUGUUGAACGAGAGCAUCAUAGGCUCUCCCGCAAAAACCCUGCUGAUUUUGAAAAUGAUCAAUAAGUAUUUUGAAUUGAUACAUCUGUAGUACAUUAUUAAAUUUAUUGUUAUGUAAGCA
Messenger RNA from Ostrinia nubilalis (European corn borer), 391 nucleotides. It is a transcript of the gene UQCR-Q, whose product is annotated as cytochrome b-c1 complex subunit 8. The transcript has 2 exons. The record is from RefSeq and is a predicted model, not a curated record. Gene Ontology annotation, biological process: mitochondrial electron transport, ubiquinol to cytochrome c. The coding region runs from base 88 to 336 and encodes 82 amino acids. Lineage: Eukaryota; Metazoa; Arthropoda; Insecta; Lepidoptera; Crambidae.